AUGUUUUUACAGUGUAUACGGAUUACUCGUGUGUCUUAGAGGCAUGACAACUACAUUGAGAUGGCAGUGGAUAUCAUUAUGCCGAAAGCUGCAAAUAAGGGUAUAAUAGACUUUCUUUUUUAAGACUGAUAAGUGAACGAAUUCAGAGGAUAACAAAUUUGAAUAUCCUUCAACGAUGCCAUUAAAACCAAUAAAUCAUAAUAGAUGUAGGCAAAAGUAUCAUUCAGCCUUGGCAUUUGUAAGACUUGAGAUCUUAAAGACAUUUUGGUGAUGAAUUUUUCACGAUAAUUACAGAACCUUAAUUGAAAGGAACAGUUGGACAUUCAAUUGAACGAAUAGUUGUUUGAAAUUCAAUUGAACGGAAUAGUUGGUCCUUCAGUUGGAAAUUUGGUUGCACGAAAUAAUUGGUUAUUCAAUUGCACGGAAUACUACUAGUAGUUGGACAUUCAAUUGCACGGAAUAUUUGCCGGACAUUCAAUUGAACAGAAUAGUUACCGGACAUUCAUUUGAACGGAAUAGUUGAACAUUCAUUUGAACAAAAUAAUUGAACAUUCAUCUGAACAGAAUAGUUGGACAUUCAAUAACGGAAUAAUUGGACAUUCAAGAACGGAAUAAUUGGACAAUCAGUUGAAUGGAAUUGUUGGACAUUCAUUUUAAGCAGAAUAAUUGAACAUUCAAGAACGGAAUAAUUGGACAUUCAAUUAAAAAUUGAAUUGAACGGAAAAGUUAAAAAUUGAAUUGAACGAAAAAGUUAAAAUUUGAAUUGAACGGAAUAGUUGGACAUUCAAUUCAUAGAAAUAGUUGGAAAAAUCAAUUGAAGGGAAUCAUUGGACAUUCAGUUCGAAAUUGAAUUGAACGGUAAAGUUGGAAAACUUUGCAGUUGAUACCAAUCAAAGUGAUACAAAACUAUAAGUGAAGCAAUAUAAAUUAUUAUAUUCACUAUGGUCUUCUAUGCUAUAAGUUUGGACAGAUAUGGACCUUUAUCGAUCUGCUGAUUAUGCGGUUUGGGCUUUUCUCAUUGUUGAAUGCCGUACUGUGACCUAUAGUUUUUAAAAUCUUAGUCAUUUGGUCUUUUGUGGACAUUUGUCUCCUAGACAAUCACACCACAUCUUCUUUUUUAUAUUGAAUUUAUAUAAAAAGGGUCGAUUUUAUUUCUAUUAAUAGAAAUGGUAAACAAAACAGAAUGACUUCGAAUACAACAAACGUCAGCGUCACAUCAGAGCUUGAUUCUAAGCCGAUUCUUAUUGCCACAAUAGUUUUAAUACCGGUAUGUACUGCAAUAUUCGUAUUGAAUGUCCUUGCUCUUGAUGUUCUUUCGAAAUCAAAGAAACUAAAGCAAAACAGAUUUCAUCGUCUAACGUUGUAUCUCAGCAUCAGCAACAUUAUUUCAAGCAUUUCUUCGCUAUUCCUAAUUACAGAUUUGCUGCUUAGAUUGCAAGACACUCAUGUACCGUACAUAUGUUCCGGAAGUACUCUUGUGACGUCAAUAACAGUAUUGUUUUCUUUAGAACAAGUGCUCUUCAUUUGUUUUGAACGGCUACUGGCAACAUUUCCAAGGACACAGGCCAACAAAUGGAGCAAUGUUUAUGAUUUCCUAGGUCUUGGGUCUUUUGUUAUUACUUGUAUUUAUUGUUCUCUGAUCCAUCUUUUAUUUGAGGAUAAACAUAGUCAUAAUGGCUGCGAUAUGAAGUCCCUAUUUGGUGACAAUCUGUGGAAAUUCCAAUUAAGCCUCGGGAUUGUUCACCUAACAUUAUUUAUGAUUGUUUCAAUUGUUUACGCUCUUGUAGUCCGAAGAUUACGGAAAAUGAUCUCUCCUCUAAAGCAGACAAGCAGACACGCAAAUCGUUCAUCUCAAAUUCUGACAUAUGUCCAACAUAUAGGUCCCGAAAACAACAACAGAAACCAACCAGAAGAAAACUCGAUUGGCGGAAGACACCAACAGGUGGGAAGUCUUGAAAGAAGUGCAGUACCCGUUGACAUUGAUCGCACAAAGUUUGCGCUGUACACGCUCGGAAUAAUAAUAUCAGUGAUGAUCGUAAGCAGCUUAGUUCCGGUUAUAGUGAAUUUGAUUUCUGCAACUACUACCGAUGUUUUAAGUCCAGAUAUACUAACUUUCGUAAAUGGACUAUUUAUGAUUAAUCCAUUAUCCGACCCGAUAAUCUAUGUUUUGCGAAUUAAAGAGUUUCGGAGUAUGAUUAAAUGUUACAAUUGAAAA
Messenger RNA from Mytilus trossulus (common blue mussel), 2215 nucleotides. RefSeq lists its product as uncharacterized. The record is from RefSeq and is a predicted model, not a curated record. The coding region runs from base 1184 to 2212 and encodes 342 amino acids. The transcript is spliced from 3 exons. Gene Ontology annotation, cellular component: membrane. Gene Ontology annotation, molecular function: G protein-coupled receptor activity. NCBI's taxonomy places the organism in Eukaryota, Metazoa, Mollusca, Bivalvia, Mytilida, Mytilidae. Gene Ontology annotation, biological process: G protein-coupled receptor signaling pathway.